This is a messenger RNA of Mugil cephalus (flathead mullet), 6314 nucleotides long. It is a transcript of the gene abcc1, whose product is annotated as ATP-binding cassette, sub-family C (CFTR/MRP), member 1. The coding region runs from base 80 to 4621 and encodes 1513 amino acids. The record is from RefSeq and is a predicted model, not a curated record. The transcript is spliced from 31 exons. Gene Ontology annotation, cellular component: basolateral plasma membrane. Gene Ontology annotation, molecular function: ATP hydrolysis activity; ABC-type xenobiotic transporter activity; ATP binding. Lineage: Eukaryota; Metazoa; Chordata; Actinopteri; Mugiliformes; Mugilidae. Gene Ontology annotation, biological process: xenobiotic transport; glutathione transmembrane transport.
CGAGCAGCAUUCCGGUUACAAAACAACAGCUGAGCUAAAACAAACACUCCGACUGGACUUAAAUUUAGUUUGGCAGCGAAUGGGGUUUGAUAAGUUCUGCAGUGUGAACAGGUCCGACCCGUUUUGGGACUGGAACCGUACAUGGCACACAGAUAACCCCGACCUCACCCAGUGUUUCCAGAACACUGUGCUAGUGUGGCUGCCAUGCCUCUACCUCUGGAUAUGCGCUCCACUCUACAUCAUCUACCUCCGUAGCCACGACCAUGGCUACAUAUGUAUGAGUCACCUUAACAAAGCUAAAACCGCUGUCGGGUUCCUACUUUGGAUUAUCUGCUGGUCAGAUGUAUUUUAUUCUUUCUGGGAAAUCUCUCACGGCAGCAGAGUCCCAGCACCCGCCCUCUUCGUCAGUCCCACCCUGCUGGGCCUCACCAUGCUGCUGGCCACCCUGCUAAUCCAGUAUGAACGGAUGAAAGGGGUUCAGUCGUCGGGAGUCAUGCUCCUCUACUGGCUCCUGGCGCUGCUGUGCGCCACCGUCACCUUCAGGUCGAAGAUCCUCCAGGCCCUGGACCAGCCAUCAUCAGUAUCUGUGUGGAGGUACACCACCUUCUACAUCUACUACGCUCUGCUGCUAGUUGCUACUAUCCUGUCCUGCCUGACCGACCAGCUGCCUCUCUUCUCCCAGGCUGUUAAAGAUACGAAUCCCUGCCCUGAGCCCGGAGCUUCUUUCCUCUCCAGAAUGACCUUCUGGUGGAUCACCAGGAUGAUGGUGACGGGCUACAAGCGCCCACUGGAGGAGAAGGACCUGUGGUCUCUGAACGCUGAGGACCGCUCACACCGAGUGGUCCCACAGCUGGUGCGACGCUGGAACAAUGAGUGUCAGAAGGUCAAAAAGACAGAACAGAACAUGUUGUACUCGCCGAAGCGGGUUCCCCAGGGCGACGGCAAAGAAGUCAGAGCAGUGGAGGAGUCUGAAAUCUUGAUUGUAAAAGCCCCCAAGAAAACAAAAGAACCGUCCCUGUUGUGGGCGCUGUGCCUGACCUUCGGACCCUACUUCCUCAUCUCCUGUCUCUAUAAAUUCAUCCAGGACGUCCUGAUGUUCGUUGGGCCGGAGAUCCUCCGGCUGCUUAUCCGAUUCGUCAAUGACUCCAGCGCCCCCUCCUGGCAGGGCUUCUUCUACACCUUCCUGCUCUUCGUAUGUACCUGCGUGCAAUCGCUGAUCCUCCAGAGGUACUUUCACGUCUGCUUCGUCUCAGGCAUGCGUCUGCGCACCGCCAUCAUCGGAGCUGUGUACAGAAAGGCUUUGGUCAUUACCAGCGCAGCGCGACGCACCUCUACAGUGGGAGAGAUCGUCAACCUGAUGUCAGUGGAUGCUCAGCGCUUCAUGGAUCUCAUCACUUACAUCAACAUGGUCUGGUCGGCUCCUCUGCAGGUGGUGCUGGCCCUCUACUUUCUUUGGCAGAACCUGGGGCCGUCUGUGCUGGCGGGAGUUGCUGUGAUGGUUCUGAUGGUCCCUGUUAAUGCUGUUAUUGCCAUGAAAACCAAAACCUACCAGGUAGCUCAGAUGAAGAGCAAGGACAAUCGCAUUAAGCUCAUGAAUGAGAUGCUGAACGGCAUCAAGGUGCUAAAGCUGUAUGCCUGGGAGCUGGCCUUCAAGGACAAAGUGUCACAAAUACGCGAGAGUGAGCUGAAGGUCCUGAAGAAAGCCGCUUACCUGGGUGCAAUAUCUACCUUUACCUGGGUCUGUGCACCUUUCCUGGUCGCCCUCUCCACUUUCACUGUGUACGUGCUGUCCAACGAGCACAAUGUGCUCGAUGCCCAGAAGGCCUUCGUGUCUCUGGCCCUCUUCAACAUCCUUCGUUUUCCCCUCAACAUGUUGCCAAUGGUCAUCAGUAGCAUGGUCCAGGCCAGUGUGUCCAUGAAGAGACUCAGAGUUUUUCUCUCACACGAAGAGCUGCAGGAGGACAGUGUUGACCACAAAGCAGUAGCAGGAUCCCCAUACAGUAUUUCCAUAGUGGAUGGUGUUUUCAGCUGGUCCAGAUCUGAAUCACCGACACUCAAGAGGUUGAAUGUGUUGAUCCCAGAAGGCUCUCUGGUGGCCGUCGUGGGACAUGUGGGCUCAGGAAAGUCCUCGCUGCUCUCUGCCCUUCUCGGAGAGAUGGACAAACUCGAAGGAACUGUGGCCGUCAAGGGUUCCGUGGCCUACGUCCCCCAGCAGGCCUGGAUCCAGAACUCCACGCUGAAGGAGAACAUAAUGUUCGGUCAGGAGAUAAGACAGACCUGGUAUCGGCGCGUGGUGGAGGCCUGUGCCCUUGAGCCUGACCUGGAGAUCCUUCCUGCUGGAGAGGAGACCGAGAUCGGAGAGAAGGGAGUGAAUCUGUCCGGAGGUCAGAAGCAGAGGGUGAGCCUGGCCAGAGCCGUCUACUGCGACCGUGCUGUCUAUCUGCUGGACGACCCGCUGUCCGCCGUAGACGCUCAUGUGGGAAAACACAUCUUUGAUCAAGUCAUCGGCCCUCAGGGACUGCUCAAAGACAAGACCCGUGUGCUGGUGACCCACGGAUUGAGCUACCUGCCCCAGACCGACCUGAUCCUGGUCAUGAUGGAGGGAGAGAUCACAGAGGUGGGAUCCUACCAGGAGCUCAUGGCCACAGAAGGAGCCUUCGCCGAGUUCCAGCGAACCUACGCUUCAGUCGAACAAACUGACGACGACGAGUCUGUACCAAACAGCGUAACCAAAGGAAAAGAGAACGGUAGCGUGACCGCUCUCGCAGGGAGUCCCGUUAACAGCAGCACGUCUAAAUCAUCCCUGACGAUCAAGGACGAGAAGGAGCCGGAUAAAAAGGCCAAGAACCCGGAGGUGGGGAAGCUGACCGAGGCUGACAAGGCCAGCACCGGACAGGUCAAGCUGGCCGUCUUCUGGGCCUACAUGAAAGCCAUCGGGGUGAUUCUGUCCUUCGUGAGCCUGCUGCUCUUGAUUUCCCAUCACCUGCUCUCCCUGUUCUCCAACUACUGGCUGAGCCUGUGGACCGACGACCCCGUGGUUAACGGCACUCAGCCGAACAGACAGAUGAGACUCGGGGUGUACGGUGGUCUCGGCCUGUCCCAGGGUGUCGCAGUCUUCGGUUACUCCCUCUCCAUGUCCAUCGGAGGAAUCCUGGCGUCCCGCUACCUCCACCAGUCCAUGCUCUACGACGUCCUGCGCUCGCCCAUGUCCUUCUUCGAGCGAACCCCCAGCGGCAACCUGGUCAACCGCUUCGCCAAGGAGAUGGACACCAUCGACUCGUUGAUCCCCAGCAUCAUUAAGAUGUUCAUGGGCUCCAUGUUCAACGUGGUGGGCUCUUGUAUCGUCAUCCUUGUUGCCACGCCACUGGUGGUCUUCAUCAUUCCUUUCCUUGGUCUGCUCUACUUCUUUGUUCAGAGGUUCUACGUGGCGUCAUCCCGCCAGCUGAAGCGUCUGGAGUCAGUCAGCCGUUCCCCCAUCUACACCCACUUCAAUGAAACGCUGCUGGGCACCUCGGUCAUCCGGGCCUUCGGCGAACAGGAUCGCUUCAUCUCUGAGAGCGACCAGCGGGUGGACCACAACCAGAAGGCCUACUUCCCCAGCAUAGUAGCAAACAGGUGGCUCGCAAUUCGCCUGGAGUUCGUAGGAAACUGCAUCGUGACGUUUUCUGCUCUGUUUGCCGUCAUAGCCAGAAAGAACCUCAGCCCGGGCAUCGUGGGGCUUUCUAUCUCCUACGCCCUGCAGUUGACCACUUCACUGACGUGGCUGGUGAGGAUGUCCUCUGAUGUGGAGACCAACAUUGUGGCCGUGGAGAGGGUGAAGGAGUACGCGGAAACAGAGAAAGAGGCGGAGUGGAGCAACGAGUCCUCCAGCCUCCCCGCGGGUUGGCCCACUCAGGGCUGCAUAGACAUGAGAGGCUUCGGUCUGCGCUACCGCCACGAUCUGGACAUGGCUGUUCGUGACAUCACCAUCACCAUCAACGGGGGCGAGAAGGUCGGGAUCGUGGGCCGGACCGGUGCAGGGAAGUCGUCCCUAACGCUGGGACUGUUCCGCAUCAUCGAGGCAGCGGAGGGAAACAUCUUCAUUGACGGAGUGAACAUCGCUCAGCUCGGCCUCCACGAGCUUCGGUCCAGAAUCACCAUCAUCCCACAGGACCCUGUCCUGUUUUCCGGCACUUUGAGGAUGAACUUGGACCCAUUCGACGCCUACUCUGACGAGGACAUUUGGAGGGCUCUGGAGUUCUCCCAUCUCAAGACCUUUGUGUCCGGCCUCCCUGACAAACUCAGCCACGAAUGUAGCGAAGGAGGAGAGAACCUCAGCGUGGGUCAGCGGCAGCUGUUGUGCUUGGCCAGAGCUCUGCUGAGGAAAACCAAGAUCCUGGUUCUGGACGAGGCCACAGCAGCCGUAGACAUGGAGACGGACAACCUCAUCCAGUCCACGAUCCGCUCUCAGUUUGAAGACUGCACCGUCCUGACGAUAGCUCAUCGCCUCAACACCAUCAUGGACUACACCAGGGUUCUGGUGUUGGAUAAGGGAGAGUUGGCGGAGUGCGACGCUCCCUCCAAUCUCAUCGCCCAAAGAGGAGCGUUUUACAAGAUGGCCAAAGACGCCGGGCUGGUCUGAAGUAGGAGGAGAAGUGGGAGGUGCCUGACUGUGUCCAGCAGCUCCUCCGAGCGCCUCCCAGAUCUCCUGGCUCCUGUCGCAGUAGCUCAGAGCUCACGAGUGACGGGGGAGAGAGAGCAUAAGCUUAAGAUUUUGGGUGUUUGACUGUUAAAGCAAGGCUGCCGAUGAGAGAGACAGAGAGAGAAGGGUAUAAUUUGACAUGCUCCGCCCUGACACUACCGUCCCGCUGUCCCACUCGGGCCCUGAACGCAUCUGCGAAACCUCCCCCCGGUUCUUCUCAGACUGACGUAGAAGUGGGAGGAGUUCUAACAGACGACAUUGUACAUAACGAGAUCACCUCUGAAUGUGUGUGAGUAGUUGAAGUCGGGGGCAAAGAGACGGUUUUUUCCUCUCAGUACAAAAAGUGCCAAAUACGACCUGCGUUUUUCAGAUACUGCCUCUGUAGACAAACAUAAAAACACGUAGAGAGAAGAGAGAGUGUGUUGAGGCUCAACUUUGAAACAAUUCUCAUGUAAAAAUAAAAAAACAACUUGCGUCCACUUUUGCAUGUGGGUUUAGUAGGCGGCGAAUUAAAUCAUCAUCAUCACCACGUCACCAACGCAGCCCUUUUUUUUAAAUUUUUUAUUUUAUUUUUCAUGCUAAGCCCAAACUUUUAAACUUUUUCUCCAUCCGACCAACCCCAGACAGACAGACGCAGCGUCUCAGAGCGAAGUAAUAAUCUGCUUCAGGUCAGUGAGACGCAGCUCACAGGAGGACACGCGUCUUCAGGGUGAGCGGGGAGGCGUCCGGAGCGAACGAAAAAAAAACAUUUACAUCAAAGCUACAAGCGCACAAGCUACCGUGGAGUCCGUCGGAGAGAUUCCACUCGACUGUUACGUUCAGCACUGAUUAUUUAUUCAUUAUUUCAGCUUUAAGUUGACGUGUUGCAGGCUUUACCCGUGUAAUAAAAAGCUUUCGGAGCAGAAGUAUUUCCAGGCGACGAAAGAGAAGAUCAGUUCUGAUGAGACGAGAUGCUGAACGUGUACCAAAACUGACAUUAUGAUCUUUAUUAUACACAGUGCAAAUAUUUGAGUUUGAGUCGUGACGUUACAAUUUAAAAAAAAAAACAAAAAAUAAAUAAAUAAUAAUAAUAAAUAUGUACUUCUGCUCUGACAGCAGCUUUCAAGUUGAUUUGAUGCUGAUGGAAACCUUUGCGUCGUCGUGUCUGAUUCAGUGUGUUAUAUUUGAAUAAAACUAUAUGCUGUACGUCAGUUUUGAUAAAAGUGCUGAUGAUUUAAAAAUGUCUGAUUUGAAUAUCCCACAGUUUUUAGCGCGCACCGUUUGUUACGUUUAUUUACACUCGCAAGCCAUGUCAUCAGUUAUGCAAUACAAAUGCAUUUUAGUACAAAUCUACUCGUUAAUGGUUAUGGUUAUGCUGUUCAGCUUUUAUCUAAAAUAACACAGAGGGUUUGGAGGCUGUGGUUUAUAGUACUGUUGACAUGUAUUGUGUUUCUGUUAUUUUUGACAACUAAAUAACAGAAACACUUUAAUUCAGUAUGACAGCUGUUCUGUUGUGAUGCAUUCAUUUUCAUUAGUGUACUUCAUGUUACUUAUCAAGUUGGUGUAUUUUACAUACCAGAUAUUGAAUGUAUGUUUUCUCAUAAACCUUUAUUCUUUAUAUUAAAAGUAUAUUCCAUCAUGGACUUCUACACAA